Molecule: messenger RNA, 1524 nt
Organism: Symbiodinium pilosum
Lineage: Eukaryota; Dinophyceae; Suessiales; Symbiodiniaceae
Source: the annotation of a GenBank genome assembly
AUGGAGCUUCGCCCGCUUGUGGCCGAUGAGACUGGCGAGACCUCACCUACGCCACAGACCGUGCCCCACCAUGAUCCCAAUGGCCGAAGUUGGUCGCAUCCUACGCGCCGGCUGUGCCAUUCUUGCACGGCGGUUGUGGCCGUACUGGCGCUGGCCAGCUGUGCCGCGUCGCAAUCUCCACGGGCAACAUCAUCAAUUUCAAGACUGCUAGGUUUAAAUGCCAUCGCUCCAGCGCAAAGGGCCGACCGUCAAGUGAACACAAGCGCUCUGAUGGAGCAGGCUCUACUUUACGGGCCUGCCUCAGUGGCUGUGAGGAACUUGAAUCAGACUUGGCCACCCUCGAAGCUUCUGCACGUAGGAGAAGACUGCUGGAAACCCUGCGGCAAUAUCUCUGGUGACUGUGCUUGGUGUGGUCUUGGAAAUGCGUGUUGCCGAUUUGGUGCCUCAAACGAUCCUGCGGAGUGUCAGGGUGUGACCUUUCCAACAAAGAAGUGGCACACUUGCGUUGCGCCGCAGAAGCUUUACAGCGUGAAGCAUGCUUCACAAGACUGUUGGUUUCACUGCAAAGCCCGCAGCGGUUUCUGUGACUGGUGCGGUGCAGGAAAUGCUUGCUGCAUGGAGAAAUCCAUGGCAACUGACGCUCCAGAAUGCAGGGGCGCCUAUGCAUUCGGUGUGGACAUGCAAUAUCGCUGUGUACCUACACUCGGCGUUUGCGAAUUUGGGCAGAUAUCGGAUGGCAAUGGGGGUUGCAGGGCGCCAGAUACCGCGCCGACCAUAAGCUUCUACAUGUACAGAGCCUCAGGCCCCGAGUGGCCCCGUCAACUCAACCUGAGCGUUGACAUGGGAAGCCUUGGCGGCGUGAUGUGGUAUCUGCACAACGAUGUUGUGACUCAUUGCCCUCGCAAGUUCGGAAUCGACCGUAUUCUUCGAUACUAUGUCACAAUGAAGCCCACACAGGCGCUCUACCAACAGGGAGUCUUAUUCGAUAGCUAUGCAGAAUUCCUGCAAGGCAAAGUUACGGAUCGCACUCUUCAGGCAAAUCAUUGGUCGCAGUACGGAUACAACGUGGGCUGUGUGCGACUUGAUGCGAAUCGAGCAGUCGCUCGCUAUCAGGAUGUCGUAUGGUAUUCGCUUCCUGGACGAUGCCCGAGCCGGGAUUUCGCAAGCAAAACGGAAAAAUGUGCUUUUGCCGAGCCGGGGGGCUUCUGUGAUAAGCCGAACGGUACCAGCACCUGCACGUGGAAUGCCAUCUUCGCAGGGGAGGUGUUUCUUGAUGAAGUCUCCGGCAUCGCGGAUUUCGACUCAUUUUGCAACCUGGGCGGCUUUGAGUACGAUAGUGCGACAGACAGCGGGAUCAGCAACGAUUUCUGGAACGGCAAGAUGAACUUUGAGGCAUGCAGCUGGCGCGUCAGCCAAGUGCACCAGCGGUUUGCCCAGAAGUACCCCAACCUGCCGGGAGCGUUGGACCGGCAUCCCUGCAGCCACGAGCAUAAGGAGGUCUUCGGCUUCGCAAGGUGGAAGUAA